AUGAGCUUUAGAAGACCCUGGUCAUCGUUAAAUAGCACUAUGCAGGUCAUGGAAGAAUCAGGUGCACCAAGCUUAGUAUCGGCGACAAGAUCGAAGGGAAUCACCGGGAACCUGGACAAGAGAACUCCGGAAGAGAGGGUUUUCGGUAAAGGCUUAUUUGCAUCAUAUCCAAAUCAUCAGGCUACUCAAACCCAUGGAAUUCCGCUCUAUAUUUUCACAUGUGGUGUGUGCAUAGUAAUUUCAUGCCUACUAGUGAUCUUGUUGGCUACCAAUAUUCUCAUACAAUUGAGAACUAUAGUUCCUGAUAACAUCUUUGAAACUGCAGUCAAGGCAUUCUACGUAGUGAUCAGUCUAGUGGGUAUCUACGCAUUAAUCGUGGGUAACAGCUGGCUGUUUAGGAAGCUGUCCUCCAAACAAAAGAGAAACAGUGCAAAUGCACAGUACAGUAGUCUGAAUAGACUGGAAGAGAACUACGAAAUGGACAGUCUUUAG
Zygosaccharomyces rouxii is the source of this 492-nucleotide messenger RNA. RefSeq lists its product as uncharacterized. The coding region runs from base 1 to 492 and encodes 163 amino acids. The transcript has a single exon. Lineage: Eukaryota; Fungi; Ascomycota; Saccharomycetes; Saccharomycetales; Saccharomycetaceae. The record is from RefSeq and is a predicted model, not a curated record.